This is a messenger RNA of Postia placenta MAD-698-R-SB12, 1188 nucleotides long. RefSeq lists its product as hypothetical. The record is from RefSeq and is a predicted model, not a curated record. The transcript is spliced from 8 exons. The coding region runs from base 1 to 1188 and encodes 395 amino acids. NCBI's taxonomy places the organism in Eukaryota, Fungi, Basidiomycota, Agaricomycetes, Polyporales, Adustoporiaceae.
AUGUCUGCCGCUGAUGCUGUGUCGGAAUACAUUCAAAGCUACCGGUAUUCCGUCAUCGACAGCUACAUCCAGAUUGCUGCGACCUGCGUCUUCAUCUACGAUUGCUUCAUAACCCUUGAUCAAGAGCGACAAGUAGUCUGGGAGCGCAAAAUCACUGGUGCCGGCGUCAUUUACUUGGCUCUCCGCUAUACGAGCUUGUUGAAUGCCAUAGCGAACAUCGCAGAUGACAUCAUAAUAUCUUGCGAGCCGGGAGUCCAGCUGCAGCUGACAAUGCCUCCAUCCGUUAUAUUCAGUGCUUACAUUGUUGGCAUCUUGUCCUACGUGGCUUUAUGCUGCAUGUAUCUCGUUCAAGCAGCAUUUGCGGCGAUCCGCGUGUAUGCUAUCCAGGGCAAUCAGUGGCCUAUGGCAGUCAUUAUAAUGAUGCUGGGCCUUGUGCCAGUGGCCACGAACACGAUAAGUGAUGCUGGCGGUUACUGCUACAUUGGCACAACAACCAUUGGAUUCGCAUACAAUAAGUGGGUCGCCUGUUGUCAGCCUAACCCGAGUACAGGCAUCGUGCUGACCACAGUAAACAAAGACGUAAGACAGCCACCUCCGCGCCCCACGUCGGAUUCUGACGGCGAGCGUCAUUCGGACAGUAUUGCUCUUCACACGAGCGUGUGUGAUCGCCUUAAACCUGCUCGUCCUGGCUGCAACAUGGCAUGCCACGCGCGUUACGAGGGCUCUCUUGGCGAGGAGCAACAUCAGGGUGUCGCUCGCUGCCUCACUGUUCAGAGACGAAUCAACACCCUGGUCCUGUGCCGCUUCUUCCUCGACCUCCGGCGACUGUCCAGCACGGACGAUAGCACGGGCACCUCCGCACCUUCGUUCUCCAGCUUCGCCUCGAGGGUUGUUGGAGACCUCGGUGGGAUGCUCGACAUCGCGUUUCGCGCGCCCAGCGAGGACUCAAACACAGACAUCGAGCUUGACGACCCCAACCAACUCGAAUACGACGCAUCACAUACUACGACCAGUCCGACCCUCGAGGGCGGAAGCGGCGGGAAAACUGAGAUGGACAACCACCCAUCGUUUUUGGAAGAAGGCGACUUCUCGAUGACUCGUGACGUCGAGGCGGUCCUUGGUGCUUCCGUCGAUGUUGCAUACACAUCCGAGGCAUGUCCUGGGGCACUAUCUCUGAAGGCAUUCUAG